GCAGGCCUUUUGUGAUCAAAGCAAGACUCUUUCUACUACUACUACUACUACUACUGAACCUCAAGUUCAUUGAUCAGCUAUCCAAUAACUUAUACUCGGAUGAAUUCGAUAACAACCACAGUGCCCCUUAGGGCAGCUUCACUUCCGAAGUCCUACCUGCACCUCACAAUCCGAGGAUGCACAGGUUCUGUUGCCACAGCUGGACUACGAUGCAGCGGUCCAUUGCUAGCGAGCAAAAUCAACCACCAGAACACCAAGCGUUUCAUCUCAUCGACACCGCACACACAAACGAAGGAAUUCUUUCCUCCACCAACUGCGCCUCACAUCAAGGAGGUAGAGACAGCUUGGGCCCACCCUGUUUAUACCGAAGAACAGAUGCGCCACGUCACAGUUGCUCACCGGGAAACAAAGGACUGGGCAGACUGGGUAGCACUCAGCACCGUUCGAUUGCUCCGAUGGGGCAUGGACUUCGUAACCGGGUACCGACAUCCUCCUCCGGGCAAAGAACAUGAGGCCAAGUUCCAGAUGACCGAGCAGAAAUGGCUCACUCGAUUCGUCUUCCUGGAGAGUGUUGCUGGUGUACCAGGAAUGGUUGGAGGCAUGUUGAGACAUCUAAGAAGCCUGAGACGGAUGAAGAGGGACAAUGGAUGGAUCGAAACUCUGCUCGAGGAGGCAUACAAUGAGCGCAUGCACUUGCUCACCUUCUUGAAAGUCGCCGAGCCAGGGUGGUUUAUGCGACUCAUGGUCCUUGGCGCACAAGGCGUCUUCUUCAACGGCUUCUUCCUCUCCUAUCUCAUGUCGCCGCGCAUCUGCCACCGAUUCGUUGGUUACCUUGAAGAAGAGGCAGUGAUCACCUACACUCGAGCGAUUCAAGACAUCGACCACGGGAAACUCCCCAAGUGGACAAACUUGGAAGCCCCGGAGAUUGCCGUCCAAUACUGGAAGAUGCCUGAGGGCCAACGGACUAUGAAGGACCUGCUGAUGUAUGUCCGCGCAGAUGAGGCCAAGCACCGCGAGGUGAACCACACAUUAGGAAACCUGAAUCAAGCCGCAGACCCAAAUCCGUACUCGGUCAAGUACAAGGACCCAAGCAAAGCCCAUCCUGGCAAGGGCAUUGCGAAUUUGAAAGCAACGGGGUGGGAGAGAGAAGAAGUGAUUUGAGUGUCGUCAUUCACAUUAAGGACCGUGUGCGAAAGUUUUUAUCUCUCUUUCUCUUUUUUCCUUUCUUAUUUUCUUUGUAUUUUUUUUUUUUUUCUUUCUACUUGUAUAGCACCUAGCAGGACUGGCCGUGCUGAAGCAAGUUUGUUUUAUUAUGGGAUUUCAUUGUGCCCGGCGCACGUCUUUUUCAGGCGCAAUGAUUGUUGCAAAGCACAUAUUUAUUGGCAUAAGGACAGAUUGUAAAUAGAAUAUAGAACUCCUCUUCUUGAAUAUGUUUGCCUAGAGUGGACGAAUCAUUGCCGUUUUGAAGCCA
This is a messenger RNA of Aspergillus caelatus, 1471 nucleotides long. Its product is annotated as alternative oxidase. The annotation marks the transcript as partial. The record is from RefSeq and is a predicted model, not a curated record. Gene Ontology annotation, cellular component: mitochondrion. Gene Ontology annotation, molecular function: alternative oxidase activity. NCBI's taxonomy places the organism in Eukaryota, Fungi, Ascomycota, Eurotiomycetes, Eurotiales, Aspergillaceae. Gene Ontology annotation, biological process: alternative respiration. The transcript has 2 exons.